UCUGGUAUGAGAUACGUGGCAGACAUUUCCGUUCGUGAUUGUAACCUUUAGGUCGGUUGGCGUGCCAGUGCCUUGUAGCCACAUUGAAGCAUUUUUUUUUUUUUUUAAUAUUUCAGCGGACGUUUUGUCAGACGUCGGCAUAACCACAAUGACCUUCAAGAUUCGACCCGCUCAGCGCACGGACUGCGAUUCGAUAAUGGACUUGAUCCGCGAACUUGCCGACUACGAACGAAUGAUCGACUCGGUCAAGAUCGGGGCUUCGGACCUGGCAAACGACCUGUUCGAUGAAGCCCGAAGCGACGAACAGCCUUGGGCUUGCGUCAACCUGGCGACGAUAACGACCUCAGAUAACGUGGAGCAGGUAGUCGGGUACGUGCUCUACUUCUUCAUCUUUAAAGUGCACACUCUGGAACGCGUGGCCUACAUGGAAGACCUCUACGUGCGUCCCCAGCAUCGACGCAAGGGCAUCGGCCGCGCGCUCUGGAAAUCCGUCGCCGAGCACGGACUGCGCGAGGAUUGUGACGUGCUCAACUGGGAGGUGCUCAACUGGAACAAGCCUGCUCUGGAUUUCUACGUCGACCACGGCGCGACAAAUAUAUCGGCAUCCGAAGGCUACCAACACUUACGCCUGACGUCCGACGUACUGAAAGUGUUGGAAUGUGGGAGUGAAACACCGUGCGGUUUAGAUUCGGCAAGUGCGGACUUGUAGCGAGUGUUUUCGAAGGUCCGAUAGCGUCGGUAUUGCUUCCUGAGCGCGCGAUUCAAGGUAGGCUUCUAUUCACAACCUCAACGGCUUGUUUCGCGGUUUCUCAUUUUCACAUUUCGGCAGCCAGGUCGUGUUCUUGUUUAUUCAGUUUUCACUGUAGACCAAACUAUAAGCUCUACAAGAUACAUUGGACUAAAUGGACGCAAAGCCUUUCAAAGUUUCCAACGUGUUCGGCCUCUGGAACAUAUUGAACCAACGUAUGAAGGGACAUCCAUGGCUGGGUACUACUUCACAAUAUAGUAUACUAAACUCUCAACACGUC
Ixodes scapularis (black-legged tick) is the source of this 1028-nucleotide messenger RNA. RefSeq names its product thialysine N-epsilon-acetyltransferase. Bases 149 to 709 code for a protein of 186 amino acids. The record is from RefSeq and is a predicted model, not a curated record. The transcript has a single exon. NCBI's taxonomy places the organism in Eukaryota, Metazoa, Arthropoda, Arachnida, Ixodida, Ixodidae. Gene Ontology annotation, molecular function: N-acetyltransferase activity.